AUGUCUGCGGUAAUGAACAUUCCCGGCCAUAGAGCAGUUGAGACUUUAGUGGCCAAACUUCGAAGAAGACAGGUUGUAGGAUCUCGAGAAGCAGCCCUCGAAACUGCCAUAGUACUCCGCCAAGUCGUGUCAAAGGCGCGCUUCACCAAUAUCCAACAACUGAUCACGAUCAUUCGUGAAGUCGGGAGGAGGUUAGCGGAAGCUCAGCCCAAAGAACAUUCUGUCGGAAACACUGUCCGCCGAGUCUUGCAUAAUGUCCGCGAAGAAUACAACUCCGCCACAAAGGGCUCUGCGGCGUCCCGCAAUGUCUACUCCAUCGGCAAGUUUGUCCUCCAAGGACAGCCGCGCAAGCAGAGUGGCGGCGCGGCGAAGUCAGACGGCAGGAUAACGCUGAAGGAAAACGACCCCGAUGAUCCGGAUUCUUUCGCGCGAGCGCUGAAGCCCGUGCUCAUGGAGGCGAUCCAAGAUGUGCUUGACGAGCUCGAAACCGUGUACGACAACGUAUCGAAGAACGCAAAAGACCACGUUCACUCUGACGAGAUCAUUUUGACCAUCGGGCACUCCAAGACUGUGGAGGCGUUCCUUAAGUCCGCGGGGCACUACCGCAACUACACGGUGAUCGUUGCCGAGACAGCACCAUCCUACCAAGGACACGAGAUGGCGCGCUCACUAUCCGCCGCCGGCAUCUCAACGUUCCUCGUCCCGGACUCGUCCAUCUUCGCGAUCAUGUCGCGCGUGAACAAGGUCAUCCUCGGCGCGCACGCGAUCCUCGCGAACGGCGGGCUUUUCGCGAUCUCGGGGGCACUGCUCGCGGCGACCGCGGCGCGCGCGCACUCGACGCCGGUCGUCGUCUGCGCGGGACAGUUCAAACUCACCCCGCUCUGGAACCUCUAUCACGAGUACGGCGCGCUCGACUUCGCGGACCCGAGCAGCGUACUCGGCUUCGAGGAGGGCAAGCUCGUCGAGCGUGUCGACGUUGUGAACCCGUACUAUGACUACGUUGGCCCCGAGCUCGUCGACGUCUUUAUCACAAACGACGGGGAUCACCCACCGUCGUCGGUGUACCGACUGAUCAAGGAGACCUACGAUGACGACGACCACGAGCUCUAAACCUCACGAGCUCAGUCCCCGUCACCCCCGCCACUCGCACUCCGCGCUUCACACCCACCCCUGCGGCCCGCUCAUCCAUCUCCUCUCCAUAUCGAUCCUGACGCCCCUCUACACAAUACGCGCCACCUGCACACGCGUAAGUCGCCUCCCACCUCCUCGGGGCUCAGGUACUCGACCACACGCGAGGCUGUGCCCUGAGAGCGUCCGUCGAGCCGUGGGACACUGGCCUCGGGACAAGCGAGGGCACGAGGGGUGGGAAGCGGGGACGCGUGCUCGCACUGCCGAACAGGCGCAGCCCGAGACACGCGGGGGAGGCUUCGCCGGGGGCUCCGCGCGCGGGCGGAGGGCGUGCUGGGUACGCGGUUCGGCGACCUCGGGGGAUGGGGCAGCGUGCGCGGUGGUCUGAGCGUGUGGGGGGUGGACGAGCGGUCGUCGCGGGUGGGGUGGGGCGUUAGAGUGGAUGGGGAGUGUAUCGGUAUUGUUAGACUUAGACUACGGCCGGGGGUGUGUCGUGUACGCUCAGCGCAGCGAAAGCAGUCGUAAUACAUGUACUUCUAC
Messenger RNA from Trametes versicolor FP-101664 SS1, 1668 nucleotides. RefSeq names its product eukaryotic translation initiation factor 2B beta subunit. The coding region runs from base 1 to 1110 and encodes 369 amino acids. Gene Ontology annotation, molecular function: translation initiation factor activity; guanyl-nucleotide exchange factor activity. Gene Ontology annotation, biological process: translational initiation. The transcript is spliced from 6 exons. The record is from RefSeq and is a predicted model, not a curated record. Gene Ontology annotation, cellular component: eukaryotic translation initiation factor 2B complex. NCBI's taxonomy places the organism in Eukaryota, Fungi, Basidiomycota, Agaricomycetes, Polyporales, Polyporaceae.